Molecule: messenger RNA, 761 nt
Organism: Symbiodinium pilosum
Lineage: Eukaryota; Dinophyceae; Suessiales; Symbiodiniaceae
Source: the annotation of a GenBank genome assembly
GAUGUCACAUCCUUUUCGUCGGUGGCCCCUGGCGGUCCCCCGAGCGCAGGCGCUUCUUGGCGCAGAACUCCGAGCGCACGGAGCCAGGAAAGGAAAGCCCGGAGGAACUGUUGGCAAAGAGCUUGCCCUUCCUCACAGACGCAUCGCUGAUCGCGGAUGACAUUAGCUACGACGGCCUGUUGGCAACUUGCCAGGGCCGUGAGAGCUACCUCUCAGCCAUGAAAGACUGGCAGCAGCUAGUUCCGGAAAGGUUGGAGGACUUCGAGGUCUUGAAUCGGGAAGCCUGGCAGCUGAAUCCCGGCGUCGUCACCGCGAGGUGGAGGGUGAGCUUCGUGGCUCCCCUGCCGCCUUCGUGGAAGCUUCGUGAGCUUCCUGAGGAUGCUCCACUGCUACCGGGAGCCAAGGUGCGUGUGGAGACACAGCUGGUGGCUGAGCUAACCCUGAACUCAGAGGGCAAGGUGGUUCGCCAUGAGGAGGUCAUCGAUGCAGGCUACGAGAUCCUAGAUGCCAUCGCAAGAUACGAGCUGCUUACCGCGCGUCGCCGCGAGGCAGAUCCGGUCACCUGGUACUGGCAAGUCCUGAAAGAUACCAGCAUCGAAGAGAUGGCUGUGCGCUCGGGGCAGAUGGCCACACCGGAGGAGCUGGAGUGGCGCUUUAACGAGAUGGUGAUACGCAACUUCCUCCUGGGGGCUGCCUUGGGGGCGGCUGUUUGGUUUGUGCUGAAGUUCUUCCUGGCUGUGCGGAGGUCAGGAGGCUUCUAG